AUGACGGCUCACAAAUUCAAGCGCCUCGUCCGAUUCGAAGACUCGAGUCGGGCUGUUCAUUAUGGAGAAGUCCCUGCGAGUCACGGGUGGUCCGAUGAUUUGACGGGGCUUUCUGUCCCGACUUACAGCGGCGGAUUGCCCUGGGAAAGCGACUUCAAGCUCACCGAGACGACCGCCACGAUUGCCAAAGUCUUGAGGCCCAUCGAGACGACACCCAUCGUCUAUGGCGUUGGGUUGAACUAUCGUCAACAUGCGGAAGAAGCCAAGAUCCCCCUGCCGCCUUACCCUAUGAUCUUCGUCAAAGGGGCCGGGUCUUCCGCAUUGGCAGAUCCAUACGAAGACAUCCCAAUCCACAAGGAGGCCCAAUUCAUGGACUACGAGGGCGAAUUGACCAUCAUCUUCGGCAAGAAGGCCAAGGAUCUGACCGAGUCAGACAACGUCGCCGACUACUUGCUCGGCUACACGGUCGGUAACGACGUGUCGUCGCGGUACUGGCAAGACCCCGUACGGGCGGGCGGACAGCACGGCUACGCCAAAGCCUUUGACAAGUUCGCGCCCAUCGGACCUAUCCUGGUGUCGCCAGCACAGAUCCCCGAUCCGACCACACUCACGAUGAAGACCAUCGUGAAUGGCCAGCAGCGCCAGAUCACAAAGACGGACGAUCUGAUCUUCGACAUUCCUGCUAUCGUCCGGCACUUGACGCGUGGCAGGACGAUCGAACCCGGCACGGUGGUCUUGACAGGGACGCCGAGCGGAGUGGCGGCGUUCAUGAAGCCACCGGCAUGGCUGCAGAAUGGGGACGUGGUGGAGGUUGAGAUCUCUGAGAUAGGGAAGAUCCGGAACAAGAUGGUGUUUGACUCAGCUUCAUAG
This is a messenger RNA of Fonsecaea nubica, 870 nucleotides long. RefSeq lists its product as hypothetical. NCBI's taxonomy places the organism in Eukaryota, Fungi, Ascomycota, Eurotiomycetes, Chaetothyriales, Herpotrichiellaceae. The record is from RefSeq and is a predicted model, not a curated record. Gene Ontology annotation, molecular function: catalytic activity. The coding region runs from base 1 to 870 and encodes 289 amino acids. The transcript is spliced from 4 exons.